Suillus clintonianus is the source of this 2091-nucleotide messenger RNA. RefSeq lists its product as uncharacterized. NCBI's taxonomy places the organism in Eukaryota, Fungi, Basidiomycota, Agaricomycetes, Boletales, Suillaceae. The transcript has 13 exons. The coding region runs from base 91 to 1980 and encodes 629 amino acids. The record is from RefSeq and is a predicted model, not a curated record.
AUUGCACACGACAUGCUGUAGUACGCUGUAGGCCCGCCUGCUACUAGGCAGACAACUCUCUAGCCUCUGUACUCAACUCCAUUUACAUUGAUGAUCAUGCCUAGGGGAUUCACUCGGUCGUUCAUCUCCUGGUUGAGGCUCAUUUUUAGGACCACCGCAUUUCGGUCGUAUACGGGCAUUCUCUCUCUCCUCCUGCGGCUGUUUCGACAUUGCCAAGCUAUCAUUGGUGGAAAAGAGAGAGCUGCUCGCGAACCGGGUUUGGCGCUGAGCUCUCAGCAGGCACCUGUCAGCCAAGACAAGACAACUUCUGUGACGCUCGCAGUGCCAUUGUCACCUCGACAAAGCGAUGGGUCGAACGGCGUAGUUUCUAACACCGAGUCUCUUCAGAACUCUUAUGCGCCAUGGAUACCAAACACUAUGCCCGAGCCCAGCGUCAGCACGAGUGUCGCCACACCACCGCAUCCUGUGGCCCCAGGACAAUCCUUUGAUGAUAGUAUCAGUCUAAUUCCUACUAUACCUGGACAGAUCAAGCGAUACGAGAGGAGUGAAGUUCAAGGCAAUUAUGCAGUGUAUGAGGUUCCGAAAGGUCCUUUGGACUGUUCAGAGGAACUUGCUCCGGUGUCAGGAUGGGAACCGCUCACGCACCCAGAAGGCGCUUUGUUUUUCUAUCACCCAUAUAAAAGAGUUUUCACUGACGCUGAUAUUCGAGCCCCUGAUAUGGUAGCUAAAAUGGGUAAGGCUGUUGAUAAGGUGUACAAAGAGGCGGAAAAUGCAAGCAUCGACUUGCAUCCAUCUGUAGAAUUAGUUUUGGAGCUCACGGAGGGGGGUGCGGAUGAGGAAUGGGGCUAUUACUUUGCCGAUCACAACGAACGUGUCAUUUUCUGGUUCGAACCCAACAGAUCUAGCGAUCUCAUUGGCAACGUCCGAGGUGUAAAGUGCAGGAAUCACAUCAGGUAUGCACUAGAGUCACAGUACUGGGCGCACAUCGAAUUAUAUCCAAACAAACGCUGCCUUCCAAAAGGUGAUGUUGUGAGACUCAGGGAAAUUGUUAUGUGUAUCCAGGCAGACAACAUCACUUCUGACACGUGCCUAGCACCUUUUUCUUCGGAAGAGGUUGCAAGUAUGCUUGGCCUUAUGGAUCCCCUCAUGAACAGCGCUGACAGUGAGCAUGAGCAUGGGCACGAGCAUUCUGUGUGGAUCGUCGCUCGAUUUAUGGGAGAAUUCUGCAAUGUCAAAUUUGUAAACUUCUGUGGACAACCGGGCGCCCGACUUAACGCAGACCAGUCGCUAUAUGGAGAUUCCAAUACCCCCUCGAAUAAUAUCCUUCUUCGCGUCAUGAAUGUCAUACUGUUUGGAUCCCCUGAUGCUCAUAACAAGGCUCUCCAGAAGAUAUGGGUCGAUUCUACCAUCGUUCAGCCGCGGUGGAAGAAUUUUAUCAACAGACUCAAUAGUGAAUGGAAUGGAUUUACAAUAUUCUCUACUGUGAUGCUUGCUGUAGAUAUUAGCUUUCUCGCGGUACCAUCCGUCCAGACUCAAACAGCUGCGAUUCUUGUUUCAUAUAUGUCUGCCCUCUGCGCUAUGGGCUCGUUAGUGGUCUCACUAGUCUUGGCCGGACAAGUCAACGACAGCCGACGAGACUCCGCUAAAAGCGUUGCCUCGUUUAUGCAAGGCAUGUCGGGUUCUGUUCUCGGCCUCGAAAGCCUUGCCCUCAUGCUCAGUCUGCCAUAUGCUCUUCUGAUUUGGGGAAUGAUAUUCUUUGCUGCAGCAUUGUCCAUUAUAAUUUUCAGCACUUCUGGUGUCAUCACCAUCUCGAUUAUAUCUCCCAUUUGGGUCGCUAUUUUUGCCCUGGCGACAUGGCCGGUACUGGCUUCCAAUGAUGUUCAUAUUUCCCACCUGCGUCUCUGGAUCAAAAAGCAGAUCGACUCGCAUCCUAUAUUGUCGUGGGUCACCACUAGGUCUCGCGUCGAGUCUGAGGUGUAGUUUGUCGUGAUUUUUGGGAUUUUGUAUGAUGUUCACUUGUUGUAUUUGGUGUUUUUGGUUGUUCUAUGUGAUACCCGAUUCCUCCUAUAUAUUCAUCCAUGGACUUAGCAG